UGGAAACUCCAGCCACCCACCGUAGUCCAUGACAAAUAGUCUUUAUGAAAAGCCUCUUAACCAUUAAAACAUUCAUAUACAGUGCUUUUCCUCAAACAACCACUGACACAGCUGUGUUACUUUCAGCCUGUGUUAUGAGUUUGAACGCCUAAUAUUUGUUUUCCAUUAAGUUUUGCAGUUUUAUGUUCCUGUAUAAAAUAACUGUUGUACUACCAGUGCACUUAUUUGUGACUGAUUGGUUUGAUGCUGCCAACUGCCUUUAUGUGGAUGUGCUCACAGCUAGACUGAUAAAUCCCUGUAAACAUGGCAAGUUGGUUAACCAGCUUCCUGUGACUCGUUGUGCUGGUAACUAAUGUUAGCAUUACUAAAUACUAAUGAGAGAAAGAUUAUUUGUGCAUAUAAUAGAAAAAUCUAAAUGGAAAUCCAAAGUCAAAAAUAUUAGUUAAGGAUUCUAAAACGAUUUAAAAGAUUAACCUGGCAAUAGCUUGUCCUACAUUAAUUAGAGUAGUUGUAAGAGAGUUGUAUAGCCUCAUAAAUCUGACAGAGAGAGAGAGGCAGCUCAAUGAUCAACAACAGAAGAAUAAUCUGUGCUUUAUUCUAUGUUUGUGUUUACAGACGUAAACAACACAAACACCAAGCAGAGUUUCCAGGAUCCAGCUCUGUGUCCAUGAACAGUGACAUGUCCAGAGAUUAUCCUCCAGUCUUCAGUCAUGAACCUGGACCCCCAAUCACACAAGAGAAGAAGAGGAAUUUAUUUGUGGAGAAGCCAGUGUCAUGUUGUGUGUGGUGUCAGGAUGUCCUGAAGGAUUCAUCUACAGACUUCUGUCCCCAAUGUGGAGUAAAGUCUGUAACCAGAACUUUUCAGCAGACAGCCAAUACUGAUCUAGAAAAAGUUUUUGAUGUAUUAAAGGUCACUCUGAGGACACGAUAUGAACAUGUGAUUGAAGGAACUGAUAAAACAGGAAUUGGAGCCCUCCUCAGAUUGAUCUACACUGAGCUCUAUAUCACAGAGGAGCAGAGUGAAGCUGUACACUUCCAACAUGAGGUGAGGCAGGUGGAGAGCGCUUGUAAGAAGAUCCCCUGUGAAACACCAAUCAGCAGCAAGGACAUCUUUAAAGCCUUACCUGACCAACAAAGACCCAUCAGAGUGGUUCUGACAUAUGGUGUUGCUGGCAUUGGAAAAACCUUCUUGGUGCAGAAGUUCACUCUGGACUGGGCAGAGAGCUUAGAAAACCAACAAAUCAGUGCGGUGGUUCUGCUUUCAUUCAGGGAGCUGAACUUGGUCAGAGAUGAGCAGUACAGUCUCCUGGAGCUGAUCCAUGUUUUCUAUCCAACAUUACAGAGCAUCACAGCAGAGAAGCUCACUGUGUAUAAUCUUUUAUUCAUCUUUGAUGGCCUGGAUGAAAGCAGACUUUUGUUAAAUUUCAACAACAGGAAGCUGGUGUCUGAUGUCACACAGAAGUCCACCAUUAGUGAGCUGCUGACAAAUCUCAUUGAGGGAAAUCUGCUUCCAUCUGCUCUCAUCUGGAUAACUUCCCGACCCGCAGCAGUAAGUCAAAUUCCUCCUAAAUGUGUUGACAGGAUGACAGAAGUUCGAGGUUUUACUGACUCCCAGAAGCAAGAGUACUUCAGGAGAAGAUUCAGAAAUAAAGAGCUAUCAAGCAGAAUUAUCUCUCACUUGAAAACAUCCAGGAGCCUUUACAUUAUGUGUGGAAUCCCAGUCUUCUGCUGGAUCACUGCUACAGUUCUGGAGCACAUGUUGACUACAGAGGAGAGAGGAGAGCUGCCCAAGACCCUGACUGACAUGUACUCACACUUCCUGCUGGUUCAGACAAAGAAAAAGCACAAGUACCAUGAGGGGCAAGAGAUGAGUUGUCAAGAGCUCACCAAUGCUGGCAGGGAAGUUCUUCUGAAGCUGGGGAGGCUAGGGUUUGAACAUCUGCAGAAAAAAAGCAUCCUGUUUUACCAAGAAGACUUGGAGCAGUGUGGUCUGGAUGUCACAGAGGCCUCUGUGUAUUCAGGAGUUUGUACAGAGAUCCUCAAAAGAGAGUCUGUGAUCUUCCAGAAACCAGUUUACUGCUUUGUUCAUCUGAGCAUUCAGGAGUUUCUGGCUGCUGUCUACAUGUUUCACUGUUACACCAACAGGAAGACAGAGGUGCUGCAGAACUUCCUUACUGAGGACGAUAAAGGAAAUAAGAUAUCUUUGAAAGAUAUCUCAUCUCUGGAAGAUUUUCUGAGCAGAGCCAUGGAAGAAUCCUUGAAAAUUCCGAAUAGCCACCUGGAACUGUUUGUUCGCUUCCUUCAUGGCCUCUCUAUGAAAUCCAACCAGAGACUCUUAGGAGGUCUGCUGGGUCAGACAGAGAGCAGUCCACAAACCAUCCAGAGAGUCAUCAACAACCUGAAGAAGAUUAGCAGUGAAGGCAAGUGUCCUGAAAGAUGCAUAAACAUUCUCUACUCUCUCAGGGAGAUGAAUGACGUCUUAGUACAUCAGGAGAUCCAAGAGUUUCUAAAGUCACAGAACAAGUCAGAGAAGAAACUCUCUGAAAUUGAGUCCACAGCUUUGGCACAUAUGUUGAUGAUGUCAGAGAACGUUAUGGACGAGUUUGAUCUGCAGAAGUACAACACAUCACGGGAGGGACGAUGGAGCCUUCUUCCAGCUGUGGUAAACUGCAGAAAGGCUCGACUUCAUGAUGUUCAUAUCUUUGGGGGUAGCUGUGGAUCUUUGGCCUUAGCUCUGACCUCAGACCCCUCCCAUCUGAGAGAGCUGCACAUGAAAUCAGUGAGACUGGAGGAAGAUGCAGAAGAACUCUUUACUCAUCUGGGGCAUCCAAACUGUAGACUGGAGACACUCAGCUUUGAGGACAGCACUUUGUUAGAGAAGAACUGUUCCGAACUGCUCAGUGCUCUGAAGUCCAACCCCCCCUAUCUGAAACGUCUGGAUCUAAUAGGAUGCAACCUGGAGGGUUCAGGGAUGAAACAGCUGUAUGAUUACCUGGAAAGUCCACACUGUAAACUACAGUUUAAAAGGUAAACCAGCCUAUGAAAUGGAUGAAACCACAUCAUGACUGGGUUCCAACGCUACAUAAGGGGCACUCCGAAAUCCCUGCUUCAAACAUACCACCUUUCCAAUCAGAUUAUUUCUUCCAUGUGAGGGAGAAGUGGUGACCCUUCUGGAUAAGAUUGUGAAGGUUUGCUGCGUUUUGGAGAACAGUGUGGUAGUAAAACCAGGGAAAAAUGAGACUUGCUGUUGUUAAUUACUCUUAAGUCUUGUGCUGUAUAUAUAUAGCGGUAAUUUUUCAAAAGAUACAGUAAAUUAAGUAGUGUUAGUAGUGGGUGAUAUUAUGUAAACACUGUCAUGAUUUUCAUUCUUUGUAAACAUUUUGUCAUUUGUAAACUAUAAAUGACAUGGAUUCUACAUUGUAGAACAUCAUAUCACAAAAUGGUUUUAAUAAAAUAAAGGCACAAAUUUGUUUGUUUCUUUAUUCAACUUUUGAACAGUGGUACUUAGUAAGCACAUAUUAUAGCGGCAACCUUCGGUCCUUCUUUGCCGCUUCUGCAGAACGUAAAGUUUCUGACUCGUGCUCUUGUUAAGUCGCUUGGAUGCCUUCCGGUAGCAAAAAACGAGGCGAAGGAAAAAAGGGGCAAAACAUUUAUUUUCCAUACAAAUCGAAAGGUACAAAACAAAUGCCUCUGGUGGGAGCUCCGUUUAUAUUCCCUUUAUGUCACAACAAAAAAAUAACAUUAAAACGGCGACGGUCAGAAUUAAGCAGCAUAUGUAAUAUGCUGUGCUCCAUAAAUUAAUCUGUUGUUGUUGUAAAGUGUUGGUAGAUGUCGUAAAGGGGUGUGUAUUUGGCCCGC
Molecule: messenger RNA, 3858 nt
Organism: Haplochromis burtoni (Burton's mouthbrooder)
Lineage: Eukaryota; Metazoa; Chordata; Actinopteri; Cichliformes; Cichlidae
Product: protein NLRC3
Exons: 6
Coding region: 563-3031 (822 amino acids)
Source: RefSeq, a predicted model, not a curated record